AUGGGGCGCCCUCCGGCGUACCUGUUCGUGGUGAGACACGGAUAUCGUCUUGACGCAGCUGACAAGCAAUGGCAUCUCUCAUCCCCGACCCCUUACGACCCCCCCCUUACCUACAGCGGCUGGCAACAAGCAAAGAGCCUGGGUGCUAGAAUAGCGUCCAUCAUACGGGAAAGGGUGCAAGAAGAGGAGCUUGGUGCGGACCUAGGUGCUGAUGACGUCCCGAAGCGGAAGCGGUACGAGGUCGUUCUACACAGCUCGCCGUUUCUGCGAUGCAUUCAAACGUCGAUUGCCAUCAGCGCCGGCCUUGCUCAGGACUCGACCCCGUUUGAGCCCUCUCGUUCCCGAGCCACAGCGACGACACCGGCAGCUCUCUCGGACGGCCGACCAAAGCCGACUGUUGUCACGGACAUGCCGAACACGAAACCUGCUGACCCAGUCAAUAUCCGACGGUCCGUCUUGCGGUUGGACGCAUUUCUUGGGGAAUGGCUUUCUCCCGACUACUUCGAAUACAUCACCCCGCCUCCCAAGUCGGUCAUGAUGCUGGCCAGCGCCAAAGCCGACUUGCUCCGCCGUGAGGACUACGCUCAAUACCCACAUUUCACCUCGCACCAACAUUCCAACUCCCAAGGCCAGCUCUGGAGCCCUACGGUUCGGGAAAGUUCCGCUUCGCCGUCCAACGGCGGCCAAACAAGUCCGCUGGGACCCAUGGCAAACUUCACCUCUUCACCCACCCACCCGGGCAUCAGCAGCCGGAGCGAUCAGUUGGCCCACCAACGACCGGCGGGGUACGUUUCGCCCGUUCCCCACUACGCCGUGAGCAGCAACAAUACCAUUCCCCCGGGAUACGUCUCGCAUGCUCGAGACGCCUGUGUGGCGAUUGACUACCAAUGGGACUCUACGCGGAGCGCCAUGGAUUGGGGAGAUGGCGGCACCUUUCCAGAAGAGUGGCCGUCCAUGCAUAAGCGGUUUCGCUUCGGUGUGCAGAGCCUGGUUGACUGGUAUUCGACCGCGGACAAGCCAACUCAACCAGUCACCAAAACUGUCCGGACCGAACCAUCAGAUGAUUCAGCAGGUGGUGAGGACGAUGUUGAGACCGAGGCUGUCGUCAUCCUCGUCUCCCAUGGGGCCGGAUGCAACGCCCUGAUUGGAGCUAUUACCCACCAGCCCGUCUUGAUGGACGUUGCCAUGGCUUCCCUGACAAUGGCUGUCCGCAAGCCGAAUGUUGGACAGUUCGACUCUAUUGAAAUCUCCAAGAACAUUCCGCCGAUUCACGAACUCUACGACUUAAAGCUUUUCGCCAACACGGACCAUCUACGGUCCCCCGUAGCGACCCCGACAGGGUCAAAAUCCUCCUCGAUGCUGGAAGCAAUGAACACUAUCCGCGGGCGCCACUCGUCUUUCUCAUCUACCAUGAACGGCUUCUCGUGGAAAGAUAGCGCUGGGAGCAGAAACUCGUCGGCAAACGCCGCACUGAACGGCCUUCGAAGUGGCCCGAAUAAAGACACAACAGUGCCAAGGCUGUCCUUUGGAGCCAGCACAACAGUGCCCAGACUGUCCUUCGGAGCCAGCACCGGCGGCAUCACAGUUGGGAGCGGCGUCACGUCUUUUGCCUCGGCCCGCCCCUCCGGCCUAGGACGAACUGGGAGUGCCGGGCUCUGGUCGCCCAUUGGAACAAAUCUGGAGGAUGAGGAGGAGGACAACAGUGUCCAAGUACUGAAUUUUGGGCUAGACAGGCUGUCUGCUACCGAGCAGAAUUCACUAGCUCCACCCACGUCGCAACUCAGCCGUGAAGCGGGUCCCAAGAUGAGCGACAGGAAUGGCACCUCUGACGAAUCGGCCAGCGGAGCCACUGCCGUGUCCUCCGAGCGGUCACCGAAACCUGAGCCGGACCAGCUUGGUGCCGGCACAGGCGGGCUCUGGGGUGCGCCCCGACCUCCGGACGACGCGGACCGUCUGCGUGAUCUCAGCAGCUCCAAGCGUCGAUGGACCGUUACUGAGCGGAGUUAG
Parathielavia appendiculata is the source of this 2007-nucleotide messenger RNA. RefSeq lists its product as uncharacterized. The record is from RefSeq and is a predicted model, not a curated record. NCBI's taxonomy places the organism in Eukaryota, Fungi, Ascomycota, Sordariomycetes, Sordariales, Chaetomiaceae. The coding region runs from base 1 to 2007 and encodes 668 amino acids. The transcript has 2 exons.